UCUAAAAAUGGCGGACCAUUUUCACGCAAGUUUUGUAUAAAUUCAUGCAUUCGUGAACUCUCAUCAGUCUCGAAGUGAACAAGUCUACAAAGGAAAAAUAUGGCAUUCAAAGCUCUUCUUUUCGUAGCGGUGGCGGUUGCAGCUUUCGCUUACACCAGCGCGACUGAAUGCUACCUCUGCAACUCUCAAAUCGUCCCAGGGUGUGCUAAGGAACAAGGAAAAAGGUCCAACUCCUUUGACUGUGCUUCACAGACACCACUUACUGGUUUGAAAUACAAUUGUCUGAAAACAGUAUACGAAAUUGGUGGAUACGAACAUGUACAAAGAAACUGCAUCGAAAAGAACGUAACGUGCGGAACACUUAGGAAACAGUUCAAGGCACAAGGUGUCGAUUUGAAGGAAUGUCUAGUGUGUGGCAAAAAACUUUGCAACGGACAGUAGACAUCUGUAUAAUCUGUAAUUAUUGUAGGGAUGUUAGUUCAAUAAAUCGUACAAAGUUUUAGCGACAAGGUCGUCUGAAUAACGUUUUCCCUUUCAUUUUACCGC
This is a messenger RNA of Acanthoscelides obtectus, 546 nucleotides long. Lineage: Eukaryota; Metazoa; Arthropoda; Insecta; Coleoptera; Chrysomelidae. The record is from the annotation of a GenBank genome assembly.